Molecule: messenger RNA, 1291 nt
Organism: Guillardia theta CCMP2712
Lineage: Eukaryota; Cryptophyceae; Pyrenomonadales; Geminigeraceae
Exons: 7
Coding region: 1-1236 (411 amino acids)
Molecular function (GO): protein binding
Source: RefSeq, a predicted model, not a curated record
AUGCCAUCCGAGGAAAGCGGGCAGUUGCGCCCGGACCAAGUCGCUCUGGCGCUUGAGAAUCUGGGCCAUCUUCUAGGAGAUGAGGGCACAGAUCAUGGGCCUGCAGGUGGAACCUCGUCUCCCACUCGGACGAGCCGUGCCGGCUCGGCCGCAAUCAGGGGCAGAACUCGAGUUGACAGCUCUGCCCGACCGCCGGAGUUUAUCAACCUUGCCAGGGAGAAGGCGAAGCACAAGAAGGGGAAGGACAGCAAUGACCUCAGAAGGCUGAUUGCUCAUGGGAUUAACGAGCCAACUUUGAGAAAGCGCAUCGAGUCGAAGGCUGUGGAUCAGGCUACGGUGGACAGAGUCAGGUCGGAUUUUGAACCGCACGACAAGCUGACGGAGGAGGAGCUAGCGAACCUUGAUGCGCUUGUGGAGAAGGCUCAUGCUAUGCACACGAGCAGAGACGACAAAGGAGCUGAAAGAAUAUACUCUCAAGUGCUGGAGAAGGACCCGGUGAAUUACGAGUGCCUCACUAACUUGGCCAAGAUUUCAUACUCAAGGGGGGAUCUCGAGAAAGCGAGCGAGUUGUUUGAACGAGCAAUCGUUGUUCGCCCUCAGCAUGACAAGACAGUCUACCAUCUGGCCAUUGUUCUGUACGAUAUGCGCAACUACGAGAGAUCAAAGGCUCUUUUCGAGGAGGUGGUGCAUGGGUACAAUGAAGAGAGCGAAUGGGAGAAAUGUGACAAAAGCACAUACCACAACUGCAUUGCGAUGCUUGGAUUGAUUCAUCAGAAUGUUUUAAAUGACUUUGAAAAGGCAAGAAUAUUAUACAGCACUGUUCUGAAGUCAGAUCCAGAGCAUAUCUUAACCUUAGACCACAAGUGCUCGCUUCUCGUCAAAACGGACGAAAGAGAGGAAGCGGCUAAGUUGCACAAACACAUUUGCGAUUUGGAUCCAAACCAUACGAAGAAGGCGUGUCCAUAUUUGGACAGUUUGUUUCCCAACACUUCGGAUCUUUUUCACGAUUGCAUACCACUAGAGGUGGAGGAGCCUGAAGAAGAAAAUCUCUCGUUCUCUGGGACGAGCUCCACAGAAGUAAACCCAGUCAUUGCCAGAUGGAGAACUCUGCACCAAGCCGAGACAGUACUCUCUGACAUGGGUUUUGUACUCGUUGGUGGUGGCGCCUUGCAGCGUGCUACUGGCCUUGGGCCAGAGAUACAAACAUGGCGGGGGAUGUUCUUGUCUCUAGAGUAGAUUAGCAACAUUACAUCGAUGGCAUCGGGCGGUCAAUAGAUCUCGAUGUCAUUUU